Messenger RNA from Chara braunii, 3525 nucleotides. The record is from the annotation of a GenBank genome assembly. Lineage: Eukaryota; Viridiplantae; Streptophyta; Charophyceae; Charales; Characeae.
UCGAGGGGAGAAGGUUUCAGUGAAGAACGAGUGCCAUUGGCGAAAAGGGGAGAUCUACGCAGCUGGGGUGAAGAGCAAGCAGUCUGACAAACAGAAGAGCUGAGGCGAGAUGGUCCCGGUACCUGACAGCGAGCAGCCAGAUUCGUCACUGCAGGUUUCAUCUCCUCGGAGCAAUGGCGGUCAAGGGAGGGCAGCGUUAUCUGCCGAUGACUUGGUGGCACGGGGGCAUGCUCCCAUGAAAUGUGAGUACUUGAAAAACUCAAUGAAGACAGAGCGGGUAAAUGACGAGGAGUCUGAGAGGUUGGUGACGAUGACUGCAACCAGCGCAUCGCAGGACACUGCGGAUGCUUCUGACACUAUCGAUGAUGCAGCAGAAGGGGCAGGUGCAGUGCGAGGCACGGGAGGGAAAAUCUCAGCCGUGAAGAAAUCGAAGAAGGCACAAAAGAGGGAAAGGCGGGAGCUGCAAAGGUCUGUGCUGGUGCUCUGUGGAGCAGUUGCAAAAGCGGGAACUGUGGACGGUUGUCGCUUCGGCGAACGAUGCCAGUUUAAUCAUGAUAUUGCUGCAUACCUGGCGCACAAACCAGCCGACCUCCCUGGACCUUGCCCCUUCUCCACCCAGUUGUCAGAGCCGAAUCUCUCCAGGGCAUGCCCAUUCGGAAUUACGUGCCGGUUCGCCUCAUCUCAUCCUUUGAACCUCAAGAAAGCUGGCGGGACAUUAGUGUCAGCCUCGGGAGUACCAGGGUCAGCGGCAGCCACUGCUGCAAGGACUGAAGGAAGUAAUAAGUGUCCAGAUGCAGAUGUCCCUGAGGAGAAUAGCAAAGAAUUGCUGGUGCAGGGCGGAUGCGUCAGAGUGAAACAUGACGACAACGGGAACAGGACAUCCACUGCGUGUCCGGGAUCAGAGGCUGCAAGCGAGAGAACGGAGGAGGGAAUUGUUGCAUCGUGCCCAAGAAAGGAGGAGAGGGGGUCGGAGGCGGCGAGUGCUAGCACCAAGGAGGGGAUUACAUCGUCGUGUCCAAAGGAGGAGGGGAGGGAUGAGGGGGGGGAAGAAGAGGAGGGGGAAGAGAAAGGGACAGACGUUCUCGCUGAGGGAGAUCAGGGUAAGGGUAAGCACAACAAGAAGGGAAUUGCUGCAUCGUGCCCAAGAAAGGAGGGGAGGGGGUCGGAGGCAGCGAGUCCUAGCACCGAGGAGGGGAUUACGCCGUGUCCAACAAAGGAGGAGAGGGAUGAGGUGGGGGAAGCAGAGGAGGGGGAAGAGAAUGGGACAGCCGUUCUCACUGAGGGAGAUCAGGGUAAGGGUAAGCGCAACAAGAAAGGAGAGUACCAUGGCAUCACGGGAGAGGCAAAUAGUCUUCCGAAGGGCUUGCGAAGUCAGCUGUGGAAGAACAAAGUGAAGUUCAAAAGGGCAAACGUCGCCCUCCGAGCGUUAGGCAUCUUCAAGGACAAAUCCGAAAAGAACGCCAACGAUGACUGCAGCAAUGGCUCGCAGAUGGAUCACGCCGAACCUGUGGUGGAGAGCGUUGACACUGCUGCAAAUUCUGCUCCAGGGAGAACGGAGACUGUUGAGGCGGAAAAUGUUGAUCACACUGCCACUGCUUCUUCGGAUGGUAGAGAACCGGACUGGAAACCGCCUAGUCGCGAUGAUGCUGAUGUAGCAACUGCCACGGGGAGGCAACAAAACGGUAUUGAGCUGCAAAGUGAUGUGACUUAUAACGACUCGACAGAGCAUCAGGACGGCAAGCUGCAUCAUGAUGUUGGUCAUAAUGACGAUGACAGGGAGCAGGUAGACGUCAUUGUCGAAACACAAUUACCACCGAGCGCAAGUCGGGAGAAAGCUGAAGGUGACGGUGAUGAUUGGCAAGCUGCAACUCCAGCACCCACUUGCAAGAGAGAGGUCGUCGAAGACUCUUCUUUUUCUUGUAAUUCUUCUUCCUCUGAGGCAUGCACAAUGCCGCCGGAUGGACGGAAAGUACUUGGUGAUGUGCAGUCGACUGUGUGUGUGGGUCAGGAGAGAGAUGAAGGGGCACAUGACGAUUGGCAAGGCGUUCACCUGCCGGAGGCGGCACCAGGGGUGGCAUGCAAAGCCGCAACCGUUGGAGCCUCUCCCACUUCUACUUCCGAUCAAUCGAAAAAGUCGCUGGACGAGGAGACACCGCAUGUCAAUGUGGAGGUGACUGACGCGCCACGUACUCGGUAUGGUGGAGAUUGUGGUGUUGUGGGGGAGGGUAAGGAAUUGAAGUGGGGAAGGCGCGAGAAGAGGGCGAUCGACUUCCGUGGAAAGCUUUACCUUGCGCCUCUGACGACUGUCGGAAACCUUCCCUUUCGGAGAGUCUGCAAGCAGCUAGGGGCUGAUGUUACUUGCGGAGAGAUGGCUAUGGCGACGAACUUGCUUCAGGGCCAGAGCUCCGAAUGGGCGCUUUUGAGAAGACAUGAGAGCGAGGACCUGUUCGGGGUGCAGAUAUGCGGCGGCCAUCCCGAUUCCCUGGCCAGGGCGUCGGAACUCAUCGAAAGGGUGUGCGAUGUAGAUUUUGUUGACAUCAACAUGGGUUGUCCGAUUGACGUUGUCUGCGGCAAGGGUGCAGGGUCGGCACUGCUCAACAAAGUGUCGAGGAUGGAAAUGAUCGUGCGGGCGGUGUCGGGAACUCUGGAGUGCCCGCUGACUGUGAAGUUGCGCUCCGGAUACGCGGACAAUCGCAACACUGUGCAUACUGUUCUGCCGAAGCUGCGCGAGUGGGGAGCGUCCGCUGCGACGGUUCAUCCGCGAUCAAGGCAACAGAGGUACACCAAGCUCGCCGACUGGGAUUACCUGAGACGAAAAUGCGCAACCGAGACUGUGACCGAUAGUAUCCAGCUGGUCGGCAACGGAGAUCUGUUCUCCUUUGUCGACUACAACGAAAACAUGGAAGCUUCACGAUUGGCGACUUGUAUGAUCGCCAGGGGAGCGCUGAUCAAGCCGUGGCUUUUCACGGAGAUAAAGGAGCAGCGUCACUGGGACAUUUCCGCGACCGAGCGCCUAGAGCUGCUGAAGGACUACUGCCGAUUCGGUUUGCAGCAUUGGGGUUCUGACAACCAAGGUGUGGAGACGACAAGGCGCUUCUUGCUCGAGUGGCUGAGCUUCCUGCACAGGUAUAUCCCUGUAGGUUUAUUGGAGAGAGUGCCGCAGAAGAUGGCAUGGAGGCCACCUGCCUAUUAUGGGAGGAACGACCUUGAGACGCUUAUGGCAAGUGACAGCGCAGCAGACUGGGUGCGAAUCAGUGAGCUGCUCCUUGGGCCAGCACCAGAAUACUUUACAUUCACUCCAAAACACAAGUCCAAUGCCUACGACAGUACAGUGGAGAAUGGAUAGCUUCCCAUCAUGAUAUCCUUUUUUCCUUUUUUUUUUUUUUCUUUUUUUUUUUGUACAAACAGAACCUUACGGUUCUGUCUCCUUGUCCAUUCUGGUGAGCGCCAGUCCAGUUCCCAUUCCCCCGGCAAGUCGAAAGGGAAUACAAUAGAUGCUCACGGAGUCUCGCGCAGCCUGCCAUC